This is a messenger RNA of Cuscuta europaea, 877 nucleotides long. NCBI's taxonomy places the organism in Eukaryota, Viridiplantae, Streptophyta, Magnoliopsida, Solanales, Convolvulaceae. The record is from the annotation of a GenBank genome assembly.
UGGGAAAAGCUUCAGCUUGCAGCACGUGUCAUUGUUGCUAUUGAGAACCCUAAGGACAUUAUUGUACAAUCUGCUAGAACAUAUGGUCAGAGGGCUGUCUUCAAGUUUGCUCAGUACACUGGAGCCCAAGCUAUUGCUGGACGUCACACUCCUGGAACUUUCACCAACCAGAUGCAAACCUCAUUCAGUGAACCCCGCCUUCUCAUCCUCACUGAUCCGAGAACUGAUCACCAGCCCAUCAAGGAAGCAGCCCUUGGGAACAUUCCCACUAUUGCUUUUUGUGACACUGAUUCACCCAUGCGCUAUGUUGAUAUUGGAAUCCCUGCGAACAAUAAGGGAAAACACAGCAUUGGUGUUCUGUUCUGGCUCUUGGCAAGGAUGGUGCAGCAGAUGCGUGGUGCUAUUGCUCCAGGCCACAAGUGGGAUAUCAUGGUGGAUCUCUUCUUCUACAGGGAGCCAGAGGAGUCUAAGGAACAAGAGGAGGAAGAAGUUGCUGCUAUCCAAGAUUAUCCAGAAUACAGUAAUACUGCAAUUGGUGUUGACUGGAGUUCUAGCCAGAUCACAGAGGGCCAAUGGAAUCCAGACACAGUUGCUGCUCCUGCUGGUGAUGGUUGGGCUGCGGAUGCUGCUCCUGCUCAAAUCGAUGGAGGAUGGGAUGCUGCUGCCCCACCGCCGGCGCCUGUACAAAGUGUGGUCGCGGAUAUUGCACCAUCUGGGUGGGACUAAAAAUCUACCACUGUUUCUUCAUAAAGAAUGCUAGAUUAUCUUCCGCUCGUUUCAUGAAUUUAUAUGAUCUAUUAUUUACGAUGUUGUAGUUUUUAUUCAUGCAAAGAAUUUUGACUGGAUUUUGAGUGUUCUUAACUUCCUAUAGCUGGAC